Messenger RNA from Styela clava, 1613 nucleotides. The record is from RefSeq and is a predicted model, not a curated record. NCBI's taxonomy places the organism in Eukaryota, Metazoa, Chordata, Ascidiacea, Stolidobranchia, Styelidae.
GCAGCAGGCAAUUAGAUAGUGAUUUUUAUUUGUCAUAUCACAGUGUUUCCGACCGGGUGGUAGGUUGAGAGAAAUUUAGCGGCCUGGUACCGACGGCAUGGGUUACAAUUAUAUGUUUACAAAAAAAAAAUUUAGAUUGCCUGAUGCGUAACUCAAACUGGUGAUCAAAUAAAUAAUUUCAUUUCUCUCUGUUAACGCAAAAUUUCGUUUCAUUAGAAAGAGAAAAAAAACAUUCUACCUGUAAGGUAAAGAAAUGAGGUUACGUAUUUCAUACGUAUUUGCUAUUUUAUGUGUCGUUGUUUUUUUCUAUCGAGUUCGCAACGCUCUUUGGGUUUCUCAUACUGACAAAAAUAUUGAAACAAAAGUAUCAAUUGAAGAUUCACAAUUCAACAAAAUCUGGACCAAAAAUGACACACCGAAUACGAAAGAAAAUCACAGACCAAAAAUUCUUAUAUGGUCAAAACCAUACCGUGAAAUCGAGUGGUAUUUACCUGAUCUACCUGGUGAAAAUGGAGGAUGCGAUAUUACGGUGAAUCGCAGUGAAUAUGAGAGAAGCGAAGCAGUUUUGUUUUUCAUGAAAUCUUGUGUAUCUAAUGACUUGCCGGACCCUACCAAAAGGUCUCCAAAUCAAGCGUUUGUAUGGUGGGCUCACGAGUCGCCAUGGACUGUUCUACAUUAUUAUCAUUAUGAACUGAAAGAUUUCAAUGAUUAUUUUAAUUGGACAAUGACAUACCGACGUGAUUCAGAUGUUCUGGCCUCGUUUGCACCUACUCCAAGUUUGGAUUAUUUUCUUUAUAAAUUUGGCAGACGAAAUGAGAUGACAGAGGCUGAACUCCUUGAACGUCCAACAAUGUCAGAAGAUAGAUUUCGUGAAGAGAUCGGUUUGUUAAUGUCGAAAAAAACAAAAAUGAUUUCAUGGGUUGUCAGCGAUUGCAAAGUCGUCGCAGGAGCAGCAAAAAGAAUGCAAUUAGUUGAGGAGAUGACAAAGGAUGGUCUUCUGGAUGUGGAUAGAUACGGAAAAUGCGCCAACCGCCCUAUUGCAAAUGAUGCAAACGUACUACUCGAAACUAUAAAGAAAUAUAAAUUUUACUUGUCGUUUGAGAAUUCUUUACAUUGUAGAGACUACAUAACUGAGAAAACUUUUUAUAAUGCAAUCGUUGGCGGUAUUGUUCCUGUUAUAAAUGGCCCUACACGAGAAGAUGUCUCGGCAAUAUUGCCAAAACGAUCUUUUAUCCAUUUAGAAGAUUUUGAAAAUCUGAAUAAAUUGGCUGAAUAUUUGAAAUACUUAGAUUCUAAUGACACGGCGUAUCUAGAAUAUUUUAAUUGGUGGAAAGAACCAGGAACUCACAUCAUACCAAGAUAUGGCUUCAAUUUUGGACCACAACAUAUAAAUAGCAAUUCUUCAAACUGGUUUCAAUUUUGGAAAGGCGAAGAUGUCAUACAGAGGGGGAUGAUGGAAUUGGAAUGGAAGCGCUUUGGUCUUUAUCAUCUUUGCAGAAAAUUGCGUAACAAGGAACACAUAACAACUUCGAAAGUAGUUGCAGAUCUCAACCAAUGGUGGUAUGGAACCGAGUCGGAAGAAUGCAUCCGGUAGACUUGACCCAAUAAAAUGU